This is a messenger RNA of Drosophila mojavensis, 3670 nucleotides long. Its product is annotated as cytokine receptor. The record is from RefSeq and is a predicted model, not a curated record. The coding region runs from base 94 to 2202 and encodes 702 amino acids. Gene Ontology annotation, molecular function: protein binding. The transcript is spliced from 2 exons. Lineage: Eukaryota; Metazoa; Arthropoda; Insecta; Diptera; Drosophilidae.
AGAUUAGUUUGAAAGCUGCGUCCAAUCGGAGCGGUACGAAUAGAGCCCAGCGAUAGCCACACAUAAAUAUAAAUACAAUAUACAUACAUACACAUGUACGUAUUUAUGAGGGCAAUGCGAAACACGCAUUUCGAAAUGCGAAAUACUGUUUUAGUCAGCUUAUUCUUGGCCAGUUUUUGGUGUACAUUAUGCCUGGCCGGGUACGAGGCUCUCGAUCACUUCCAUAUUGAGGUAUCCCGGGCCAAAUUGCGCGAGGGCGACUCAUACAACGUUACCUGCUGGACGGACAGCCUGUCCGCCCUGAACCAAUUGUGCGGCGCCGGCGGAGUCCAGCGAUUGUAUAUGCAGGUGGGCCGAACAAAUCUAACGGUGAGCAUCCUGAAUGACACGACUAUUUACCACGAGAUGCAAUCGGCUCUGCCCAUGCACGGUCGAGCGUUUGGCUACGAGUGCCUGUGCGACGGAGCAUCGAUAGUCUCCACGUUCUUCCCGGUGGGCGUGCGAUUGCAGGUGGUGGACUUUAGCUGCCGGUUCGAGGACGCCGAAUUUCCGGCGCCAUUCAACUGCAGCUUCAGCAGGCCGCCCAUGAGUGAUACGGUGGACGCCACGGCGAACUACACGCUACAGCAUGACGAUCGGACUGUCGCCUGCCAGCCGGUUGGGCAAGGCUUACGGAUGCAGUGCAUCGGCCGGCUGAACAAUUUCCAAAAGGCCUUCAAUUUCACAUUGAGACUGCACGACCAAUUGGGUGAGCAAUCCCAGCGAUUCCAGCUGAGGCGCGAGCAGAUGAUCGUGCUGGAGCGGCCGGGAGCCGAUUUCAAUGUGACCAGCCUAAACAGCUCAUCGAUCUGCCUGGAGUGGAGCGCCAAGCGGUCCACAAACCACAUCGGCUACACAAUCGUGUGGUCGAAGCUGCUGCUGAACGACAACAUCAACAACGCGAGCGUCCUUUGGACAGAUGUGAAGCAGGCGACGAACAGGGAGAGCGUCUGCCUCUACCGACUGCCCCAUCCAUAUCAGAACUAUACAAUUGAGCUGCAACGUCGCUACAACUAUUCUGGCGCCCAUUUAAGCCCUAGCUUUGUCUAUAGCUUCUACACGCUUCCAGAGCGGCCGGCACGGCCACCUCGCGUCUGGCCAAACGGCUACCACAUCGAUCCCAGGCAGCCGAACGAGCUGCACAUCUACUGGCAACCUCUCCCACAACUGGAGCACAAUGGUCCACGCUUCACCUACAACGUGACCGUACAAAGAUCCAGUGAUCCGAAUCAAAUCAUUCCUGCCAAAGUGGCCGUCGAUUCGAAUGAAGCCGUUAUCAGCGAUCUGGAACUGAACAGCGAUAGCUUUACGAUAGUCGUGCGCAGUCAGAACUCGUUGGGCAGCUCGCUUAACAGCAGUCGGAUUCGAAUACCCUGGCUGCUCGCGCCGAGACGGGCGCGACGCGUGCCCAAGAACUUGGACACCGGCCGGAGGAUGGGGCAUCUCACCUGGGAUCCCCCGGAGGAGCAGAUGCUGCUGAGCAGCUACACGGUCUACUGGUGCAGCUGGAACAUAACGGACCGUAGCCGCUGUAACGAGGGCCUGGCCAUUGGGUCCGCUGAGGUGGAACGCUGCAGCCAGUGCCAAUAUAAGCCGCCGGCUGGACUGCUCAUCGAUGCCUACAAAUGGGCCGUCUCGGCCAAUUACGAUGGCCGCGAUGCGUUUGGCAGUGGCGGCAUGAGCUGGCUGGAGUGGUACCAUAGGCCACUGAUGACGUCGGUCGUCCAAUCGGACCAUGUGCACAAUAUCCAGGGCAUCAUUGCGCUCAUCAUACUCGGAGGCUUCAUAUAUUUCUUAGUGCGGAAGGUGCGCUAUAUGUCCAACAUUAAAGUGGAUCUGCCCGAGGGGCUGCAGAGUGUGGUGCCGGCGCAAACGGCAGUGGGGCAGGAGCUUCCACUUCUGACCCCACAUAUGCAGCAGGAGCAGCAGCAGCGGGAGGAGCGGCAGAAGGAGCACGAGCAGCAGACGAAUUUGGACGCCCGCAUUCAUUAUCCGCCGGUGCUCUAUGCAAACUUUCGACCCCUGGACACACUGGUGCCCGCUCAGGCCCAGGAUUAUGUCCGCAUAUCAAAACGAGCUGCGGAUCUGGCCAAUCCCUCAGGCUACAUUUGCAUGCAGCCCACUCAGCCAGUCAAAGUCACAGGCUAUGUGAGCCUGCCAUGAUGCAUCUGGAUCACAUCUCUCGCUCUCCCUCUCUGUUCCUUGCAAUACAUGUAUGUAUGUAUGUAUGUCGGAGGCGCUUCAUAUUCCAUCACAUAAUUACGCAUUCUUUUAAGUCAUUUAAGCAGAGAGAUAAAGACAAAUGUUGACUCGUCCACAAAUAUUGAUAAGCAAAUCCAUUUGGGCUAUCGAUAUUUGUGCUCGAGGCUGUGUAUAUAUGUAUGUAUGUAUGUGUAUACUAUAUGACCACUGACCAGCGAACGCAUAGACUAGACAUGUAGUACAAAGUUUUUCAACACCGAAAAAUCGGUCUCCUACUGGGGUGCCAACUUAGCCUUUUACCGGCCAGAUCUGGCCAUUUUCAACUGCCAAUUGCAGGAAAAAUUGUAAUCUAGCUGCUGGCGGGAAAUUUAGCAUUUUUUUUUUUUUUUUUAAAUCAAACCAGCAUUAUUUAAAGUGCCUCCAAAGUACUUGAAUAUUAUUGGCACAAAAAAUUCGUAGACUGCCGAGGAGAAAAUUGAUUUUAUUGAGCUCAAUAAUCGUGUGUCAAUUUUCGAAUAAAAAUAUAAUUCAUGACAAGUAAGAAAGUUCUAGUCGAGACUACUCGAGUACGAGAUCCCCUGAACCCUUGGAGCAAUAGCUAUUUCACUAAAUUGUUAGAGACUCUCCUAGGGCCUAUCAAUUUCGUAUUUGCUCGGCUCAUCACUUUUAGGUUCGGGCUACGAAAAUAUACGAAAGCACAAUCAUUUCACUUCAUACGCUCGACCGAGAUGGUCAAAUGUUGAAUGAAAAAUGCCUCUAUGCUCAGUUUUUGUUCUUGCUCUCUCGCUCUCUCUGCUCCAGUGUUGCCAAAUCAGUUUUUUUCCCGUCAAAUCUGGCUUUUUUGCAAAUCCAAUUGCGGGAAAAAUUACAAAACAGCGGGUAGCGGGAAUUCUGGAUUUUUUAAAAACUAAUUUGCUUUUUUUUUCCGCUAUUUUCUUUACUGAUCAAUUUAUCAUAAUUUGUAGCGAUUUAUCGUAUGUAGAAGUGUUUGUCAUUGCAGUUGAUUUAAAACUAAAGAGUUCAUUAGGUCAAUUUCCUAUGAAUGAACCAAUCGAGUGGAACUAACUAAACUAAAAUAUGAUUUAUAUUUUAUUCAAUAUAACUUAUUUGAGAAUGUAUGCAACUCAUUUGAUAGCAUGUAGUACGAAAAUUUAUGUCUUAACUAAAUAUGUUUUAAUUAAUAGGUUGCCGGCAAAUUUUCAAACAGUGAAAAAUAUUCAUUCGUUUUCUUGAAUAUGUAUAUAUUUUGCGAGUGAACAAAAAUAGUAUGGUUCAAUACUAAAGUUAUUAUAUUCAAAGAACAUUGAAAGUAUUGAACACCAACAUAAGAAUAUUCACCCAAUUGAUCAGUAAAGAAACAAGUAAAAAAGCUAUAGUCGAGACUGCUCGACUACGAGAUCCCCUGGACCCUUCGAGCAAUAGCUAUUUC